Filobasidium floriforme is the source of this 2185-nucleotide messenger RNA. Its product is annotated as glycoside hydrolase superfamily. Bases 185 to 1864 code for a protein of 559 amino acids. Lineage: Eukaryota; Fungi; Basidiomycota; Tremellomycetes; Filobasidiales; Filobasidiaceae. Gene Ontology annotation, biological process: carbohydrate metabolic process. The transcript is spliced from 7 exons. The record is from RefSeq and is a predicted model, not a curated record.
UUGUUCGACUUCCGACCGCGCGACACCUCCCAUUUCGAGUCUUCUUUGUCUUUUCUCGACGUCUGUACGCUGGUCGUACCCAUAAUCAGGUCUAAUCUGCGCUAGUCCAUAUCGUCGAACGAUCGAGACUGAUCGACUCAUCUCACGAGACACUAUCGAAUCACAUAACACCCUCUGCGAUAAUAUGAAGCUCCUUCAACUCUCUUACUUUUUGACCCUGGCGGUCUCCGACUUGUUCGAGUGUGGUCUGGUACCUGUUGAAGCCUCUCCUCUACGAAUGGUACACCCUCGAAAACGUCACGAGAUCGCCGCAUCGGUCCACCGUCGGACAUCCAACAAGGCGCUUCAAUUCGGAAAACAGGCGAUUGAUAAGAGACAGGAAUGCGAAUACGGCACUUGGAGAUGUCAGGGGCAAGACCUCCAACGCUGCCUCGGAGGUCAAUUCGGGACGAUGCGGACUUGCGCUGCCGAUCAGGUUUGCACGACCGAAGGAGGAGACACUGGAUGCAUCUGGGCGUGGCAGAAGACAGCAGAAAUUGCCAGCCCCAACGCCACAGCGAUGUCAACCUUGAUGGUAUCGACGUCUAGCGGCCCGGCUGUGACUUCUUCCAGCAACUCAAAGACAUUUUCCGACACAUCUGUCUCGGGAUCUUCAAGCAUCUCUGUAUUUGUUCCCUCUAACACCGUCGAUGCUUCAACUUCCGGCUUCACGAUGACCUCAUCUUCCAGCACCGCUACCUUCGCUUCCUCCAGCACGGCCGACAUCUCUUCGUCCAGCGACGUCAUGGCUGCUCUCGCCAGUAAGACGAGCACUGCUUCCUCCAGCAGUGCCGACUCGACCGUACCUUCCAGCGCUUCCGCUUCGAGCCCGACUGAUGUCAAGUGGAACGUGCCCUCGUCUACUGUUCCUACACCCACCUCGUAUUCAUCGGUGGUGGCUUCCAACUCGACCUCAACAUGGUCCGAGCCCACUCACACUCAAUCUCACAACCUCUCCACCCUCGUCCCGGAACCUACCUCGACCCCACUUCCGAACCUUCGCAACUCGCACUACGUCAUUUACUCUGACGCUUGGCUCACCGAGAUGCCGCACAGGUCGGCCGUCGAGGGGUUCAACAAGUUUAUCCUGGCGUUCUGGUUAAGCGACAAGGGCGCCGUCGAUAACGCCGCCUUUUGGGAGCGGCUGAGCCAAGCGGAACAGGCAGAGGUCAUCAAGGGGUACAAGGAGGCGGGGAUCACGUUGAUGGUCUCGGCUUUCGGUGCUACCGACAAACCUAUCACUGCCGGAAAGGACCCUAUUGCGCUCGCCAAGUCCUUGGCCGACUGGGUCAAGAAGAACAACAUGGCGGGUGUGGAUAUCGACCUCGAAGACAACGAGGCCAUGAACAAUCACAUCUUUAUUCCCUGGAUCGUCGCCUUUCAGAAAGAACUCCGGUCGCACCUUCCGGCUCCGUAUCUGAUCUCGCACGCUCCGCAAGCGCCAUGGUUCACUUCGGCCAACAAGUGGAAGGGAGGUUACCUGCAGGUCCACCGGGAAUGCGGGGACGGUAUCGAUUUCUACAACAUUCAAUACUACAAUCAAGGAGAUGACCAGUACCAUACCUGCGAAAACCUCUUGUUCGACUCGGGACGUCAAUAUCCCGACACGUCCGUCUUUCAGACCCACAAUGUCGGUGGGAUCCCGCUUCACAAGCUCGUCAUCGGCAAACCGCUGACCCGAGGGGGCGCGGCGAACGGGUACAUGGAGCCGGAAAAGCUGAAACGGUGUGUAGGGUUGGCGAGAGAGAAGGGGUGGGAUGCCGGGGUCAUGUAUUGGGAGUGGGACCAUACGGCUCAGGGGGCUUUAAGGGCCGUGAUUGGAUAAAGAUUGAGCGGAGCGGUCGAAACAUAGAUCGCUCGGUUGUAGUACCAAGUUGUAGUCAUUUUGUAGCCAUAUGCAUCGUGUUCGGACACGAUCUUUCACAUUAGGUCGUUUAUUGUAUGUUCGAAGCUCGAGUGAUAAGAAGCCGAGUAUGCGGAAUGCCCGGAUGUACGGUGCAGUUGCGAGACGAAGCAGAAGCAAACGGAUGUGAUACUGGGCCGGAAUGUCUCUUCGACGAUGUUUCACCUCGACAUGCUUCUCGGUUUCACGAUUGCAUACGAUGAUGCCUACGAUCGACAACAAAUGCAACAAACAAGACGCGAG